GCAAGGAGCGUGCACGUCUAAAGGGAUGCCGAGGAUGCUGAUUUAGCUGUAGCCCGGGGAUCCGGGGGAGGUGCCGCAGGAGCGGGCAGGGAAGAGGCAAGCAAGGGAGAGAAAAGUGUAAUGGAAAGUGUCUGGGUGACCCGCGGCUGGGCUGCCACCGACAUUUCUGUGACAUGGAAGAGAAGAGCUCUGCUCCCCUGAACCGGAGUGUCUGCUAGUGAUCAGAGCCCCGAAGAGGACAGCCAGCCGCUGACACAGGAUGAAGUUCGGUUUCCUUCUAACAUGUCUGUUUGUCCUUACUUUCCCAAGAGAUUGCUUUAGCGAGCGAUGUGAUGACUGGGGAGUAGACACCGGGAAGCUGACCCAAACAUAUGAUGGGGAACCAGUCCGAAUCGGAUGCCCUCUGUUUGAGGACUACCUGAAACAUAACUAUAGUACAGCACAUUCUGCUGGGCUCACGUUAAUGUGGUAUUUUACAGCCCAAGGAAAGGACCUUGAAGAGCCAAUCAACAUUCGUCUUCCAGAUAACAGGAUUAGCAAAGACAAGGAUAUUCUCUGGUUUCGACCAGCUGUUCUCAAUGACACAGGAAAUUACACUUGUAUGCUGAGGAACACCACGUUUUGCAGCAAAGUUGCUUUUCCCAUGGAGGUAUUCAGAAAAGAUCAAAAUGCAUGUGUUAGUACCGCCAAAGCGUCAGAGGAGAAGUUGUUACCGCUGGGAGAAAGACAUUAUAUGACAUGUCCAGAUACCUAUGGCUAUUAUCCUGCCAAUGUAACACCUACUGUGAAAUGGUACAUGAACUGUGAUCUAGUUAAUGGUUUCGUCGACCGAGAUCUUAAAGGUCCAGAUUUAAUAUUUUUAAGUAUGUCUCUGCAAUAUCAAGGAAAUUAUACAUGUAUUGUAACAUAUGAGGAUAGUGGAAGAAUUUAUAACCUUACUAGGACUAUGCACGUUAAAGCAGUAGCUUCCUCAUUGUAUGCCAUGCCACCUAAAAUGCAUUUUCCUAAUGAUAAAGUGAACUAUACCUUCGCACCAGGAGAAGACAUGCAGCUUCCCUGUAAAGUGGAUUUCUCUUACGUACAAAACUCCAGUAAUGAGAUUUGGUGGACAAUAAAUGGGAAGAGAAAAGAAGAUAUUAAUGAUCCAAGAAUAGAUCAUACUCGAAGUGUUGAAUUGGAUGAGCAGAAUCCCGGGGCUGAAACCAUAACUGAGACCUUACACAUCAAAAAAAUCAUUCCGGAUGAGCUCCAACAAAACUAUACUUGCUCAGCCAAAAACCUUUUGGGUUCCGUCUCCAGGCAAGCACUGGUCAAUGAGAAAGUUGGCCCUCCACGAUACAUCACUGAAUUGGCAUGUGGACUGGGAGCAACCCUGUUUCUUGUCAUAUGCUUCAUUGUUGUGUAUCAUGUGUACUGGCUGGAAAUGGUGCUCUUUUACAGGGCCCAAUUUGGCACAGAUGAAACCAUUGGAGAUGGAAAGGAAUAUGAUGUGUAUGUAUCCUACGCAAGGAAUGCAGAGGAAGAAGAGUUUGUUCUAGUGACACUGAGAGGAGUUCUGGAAAAUGAAUUUGGGUACAAGCUGUGUAUCUUUGACAGAGACAGCUUACCUGGUGGAAUCAUUACAGAUGAGACACUGAGCUUCAUUAAGAAAAGCCGACGUCUUCUUGUUGUGAUUAGCCCAAGUUAUGUCCACCAAGGUACCCAGGCCCUCUUGGAAUUGAAAGCCGGCUUGCAAAACAUGGCUUCUAAGGGCAAUAUCCGACUUGUGUUAGUUCAGUAUAAGGCCAUUAAGAACAAACAGAAGGUGAAGGAGUUAAAGCUAGCUCAAUCCGUACUCAGUGUUAUUAAAUGGAAAGGAGAAAAGUCUAAACAACCAGGGAGCAGGUUUUGGAAAGAGCUCCAUGUUGGCCUUCCUGUUAAGAAAACUUUUUUUACAAAGAACACAGGUAGCUUCCAAAUGCUCACUCAAAAUUCAUCCUUCACUACAGAGGGACUCUGAAGUUUACAUGCUUGUCUUGACAGCCUAAAGUAUUUUUAUUUGACUUUCUGAUAUUUCAGAAAAGUAACACAAGGAGAAGAUAACACCACGUUUUAUCAAGUUGCACAAAUACUGCUUUAGAGCUUCUGUACUGCUCGCUGUUAAGAGAAAGUCAAGCUGCGGACCUGUAAUUAAGAUAGAUGUUUUAAGCAUCUCUGGAAAGUACUAGGCUGUCCCAGUUGCAUUUUACUUGACAAGUGUAAAUGUGAUUUGCUUGUUGUAAAGGUGCUCUAGAGACCUUUAACCAAAGAUGCAAAGACCCAAACACUGAAAAAGCACAAAAGUGAAUGCAGAGAAGGGAAUUAUAAAAUAAGUCACAUACUGGAUGAAGAACUCAAUGUGAAAUAAA
Messenger RNA from Nanorana parkeri, 2387 nucleotides. RefSeq names its product interleukin 1 receptor accessory protein (gene IL1RAP). The record is from RefSeq and is a predicted model, not a curated record. Lineage: Eukaryota; Metazoa; Chordata; Amphibia; Anura; Dicroglossidae. The transcript has 11 exons. Bases 260 to 1999 code for a protein of 579 amino acids. Gene Ontology annotation, molecular function: interleukin-1 receptor activity. Gene Ontology annotation, biological process: signal transduction.